AUGUCCUCUUCUGGGACGGCAGCAUCUUGGGUGGGCUGGUUUUGUAGCAGCAAAGGGAACGAGUUCUUCUGCGAAGUCGAUGAAGACUACAUUAGUGACAAUUUUAACCUUACCGGUUUGAGCGAUUUCGUUCCGAAAUUCCGUGAAGCGCUCGAUAAAAUUCUUGAUCUCGAACCUGAUGAAUCAGUAGACGAUAGCGAUGCAGAGCUAGAAGAGAUCGAGAGACUUGCUGAGAAGCUUUAUGGACUCAUACACGCUAGGUUUAUCUUAACGAACAGGGGCCUCUCUAUGAUGCUACGAAAGUGGCAAGACGGUGAUUUUGGUACCUGCCCUCGCGUGUACUGUUACGAGCACCCUCUCCUACCGAUGGGAACUGUUGAUGUGCCUGGCCGAGAUACGGUAAAAAUGUUUUGUUCCUCUUGUAGUGACAUUUAUCAUCCAAAGCAUGCUCGCCACCAAGCACUGGAUGGAGCCUACUUUGGCACAUCCUUUCCAGAAAUGUUUUUGAUGAUGUAUCCAGAGUUUCGACGACCGAAACCUCAGCAGUUCGUCCCAAGACUGUUUGGAUUCAAAAUUCGUCAGCCGCCCCUCGACUGUCCUGCUGAUGAACAGCUUGAUGACUGA
Messenger RNA from Necator americanus (New World hookworm), 624 nucleotides. RefSeq lists its product as uncharacterized. The record is from RefSeq and is a predicted model, not a curated record. Bases 1 to 624 code for a protein of 207 amino acids. The transcript has 6 exons. NCBI's taxonomy places the organism in Eukaryota, Metazoa, Nematoda, Chromadorea, Rhabditida, Ancylostomatidae. Gene Ontology annotation, cellular component: protein kinase CK2 complex; cytoplasm. Gene Ontology annotation, molecular function: protein kinase regulator activity.